ACUAGCUAGAGCCUAAAACGGUAUCGUGUAUCUCAAUGGGUUUAACCAUUUCACGAUCUUCCUUGCCGGAGAUACCAAAUGAUCUCGUCUCUGAGAUUCUCUCGAGAGUUCCUGCCAAAUCCAUGGCAAGAUUCCGUUGCGUGUCGAAGCAAUGGUCUUCAAUCCUCAGCUUUCCCUAUUUCACCGAGCUUUACCUCACCAACUCCUCUGCUCGUCCACGUCUUCUGUUUACCUUACAUGUUGACGGUAGGUGGCUCUUCUUCACAUCACCUCAGCCUCUAAAUCUAGACAAGAACUCCUCUCCAUCUUUAGUUGCCGAUCGUCACAUGUGUUUCCCAUGUUCCUUUGAGGUUUCUAAGGUUUGUCCUCCUGUCUGCGGAUUGAUAUGUAAUAAAGAUACGAACCUGAUGAUAUGUAACCCUAGCACAGGAAAGUACGUAACCUUACCCGAUACGACAAAUGAGAGCGCAGAAAUGAAAAAAACCUAUUUUGGAUAUGAUCCGAUCAAGAAACAGCACAAAGUGUUGUGUGUAUCAAUUGGUGCUCGAAGGCAUCGAGUUCUCACAUUAGAACCUGGAGGAAGAUUAUUAUGGAGAAUGGUUGAAUGUUCCAUUCCUCAUGAUCCUCAAUGUGUUGGGAUAUGCAUCAAUGGGCUUUUAUUUUAUAAAGCUAUGGGAACUCGAUUAAUGAUAGUUUGCUUUGACGUUAGGUCUGAAAAGUUCAAGUUUAUUAGUAUUGAAAACCAAGGUGUUUGGAUCCAGUUCUUGCUUCGUACUCUGAUCAAUUACAAUGACAAGUUAGGUGCACUAAUCAAUGAUUCAGAUGGUAUGUUUAAUAAAAGAACUACAUGCAUCGAGUUGUGGGUUUUAGAUGAUGUCGACGAACAGAAAUGGUCGAGGCAUUUAUACAUAUUGCCGCCUUUGUGGAAGAACGUAGUUGCAAAUGACUGGUUAUAUAUUGUUGGGAUGACUCGUAAUGGUGAAAUUGUGUUGACUUCCUUCGGUUUAUAUGAUCCUUUCUACAUUUUCUAUUACAAUAUGAAGAGGAACACUAUUAUAAGAGUUAAAAUCCAUGGGAUUGAAGCUUUUAAGGGUCGGAAGAUUUACACAUUUAUAGACCAUGUAGAAGAUGUGAGGCUUAUGGAUGCUAUUAUGGCUUCAUAAGACUUUAUAACAGCUAGCUGUAGUUUGGUUUCUAAGUUGGGCAUCUUAUAUGCUCUAUAUAUACAGC
Capsella rubella is the source of this 1230-nucleotide messenger RNA. Its product is annotated as F-box protein At3g49450. The transcript has a single exon. NCBI's taxonomy places the organism in Eukaryota, Viridiplantae, Streptophyta, Magnoliopsida, Brassicales, Brassicaceae. The coding region runs from base 36 to 1163 and encodes 375 amino acids. The record is from RefSeq and is a predicted model, not a curated record. Gene Ontology annotation, molecular function: protein binding.